AUGACCUUGGUACACAGCUUUGAAUCCAAGCAAGUCCUGUAUUUAUUUCCAAGUGCAAGUCCCAUCAUGCUUGGGAAGGAGACCCCUAAGCACUUGGGACUCCCAUCUAAAGAUGAGGAAAAGGUGGCCGUGGCUCAGUUGAAUUCCCUUUUUCCUGAAGCGGUCGGAGCUGAAAGUAAUCUCCAGAAAGGACGCCUUGUACCUUGCCUUAAAUCACGUGGGAAAAGAGCCCAUCACAUCCCAACCAACAAAGUUCCAAUGCCGUGA
Molecule: messenger RNA, 267 nt
Organism: Darwinula stevensoni
Lineage: Eukaryota; Metazoa; Arthropoda; Ostracoda; Podocopida; Darwinulidae
Source: the annotation of a GenBank genome assembly